GAGAGAGACAGACAGAGAGAGAGAAAGCGGCGGAGAGAGAGAGAGCGAGAGAGAAAGCGGGACAUCUGCGACUUAAACAGUGAUCUUCUAUAAAGUUGCGGCUGUUUGGAGGAAAACAUGAACAUGAGCGACCAAGUAACAGAUUUCUCUGGAAGCUGGAGAAUGAAAAGCUCAGAAAACUUCGAGGAGCUGCUUAAAGCGCUUGGCGUGAAUGUCUUUCUGAGGAAAAUCGCUGUAGCGGCAGCAUCCAGGCCCUCGGUUGAGAUCAAGCAGCAGGGAGAGACUCUGUCCAUACAGACAUCCACCAGCGUUCGCACUACUCAUGUGUCCUUCACCGUGGGUCAGAUCUUCAACGAGACCACCGUAGAUGGACGACCAUGCACGAGUUUUCCAAAAUGGGACACUGACAGAAAGAUCACCUGUGAGCAGACUCUGCUGAAGGGCGAGGGACCACAGACAUCCUGGACUCGUGAGCUGAACGAUAACGGGGAGCUUGUACUAACUAUGAGCGCUGGAGAUGUCAUCUGUACUCGUGUCUAUGAGCGAGAGUGAGGACUCGCAUUAUUGGUCUCGCUCAAUGUUUCAGUUAAUCAUUUAUACUGUGGUACAAAUUGCCUUUUACUGUAUAUUUGCUGUCUACUAUCAACUGCCAUCAAUCUUUUAAUAUGUCAUCAUAUAUUACUGUAUGUACAGCACAGUGCAAAAGUAUUUGCACCUUACAGAUUUCUUCUAUCUUUGCAUAUUGUUCCCACUUUAUUGUUUCAGUUUCUGAUCUAAACAAAAUUUGAAAGAAUCGAAGCUUUACUUAAAGAAGAGAGGAUAAAGAAAAUGACUGAAAUUGAAAAUUGAAAUUUGGAAAGACUUACAAAGCCGUUUUCUAAGGCUCAGGGACUUCAGGGAAGCCCAGUAAGAGCAUUAUCUCCAAAUGAAGAAUCCUUUGAAUAGAAUUGAAUGUUCCCAGAAGUGGGGAUGACAUGAAAGUCAUGAAAGGUCUCCUCAGGUAAGGUCAGUAAUCAUGACUCAUGAGGCAAAAAUGGUGUCAAAACACUCAGAUGAUCCAUAAGCCUUUUGCAAAAAAAUUUGCAAAAGAUCUUGGAAGAUAUUAGUCCUAAUAGAUUUAGUGUAAAGCUAAACAUUCUACAAUAAGAUAAUCAUUAUUCCAACAGUGAGACAUGGUGGUGGUAGUGUGAUAGUGUGGGGAUACCUGGGAGACUUGCCCUAACUAAUUGAUAAUUGAUAGAACCAAUAAUUCUGCUCUACAAGAAAUUUAAUUUUGUCUGGAAAGACAAAAUAAAAGUUUUAGAGUGGCCUUGUUAAAGUCCUGAACCCCAAUGAGAUGCUUUAACAGGUCCUUAAAUCGGCAGGUCGUGCUUGAAAGCUCUUCGUUGUCUCUGAUUUAAAGCAAUCCUGCAAAGAAGAGAGGACAAAAAUUCUUUUAUAGGAACUGAAAGACUAAUCUCCUUUCAUCAUGAGCUUCUGGUUGCUGCAAAAAGUGCCACAACUAGUUAUUGCAAAUGGGGGGCAAUUAUUUUUUUAGUUUGGAGCUCCUCAGAUAUUAUGUGUGACAAAUAUGCAAAAAUAGAAAAAGCAAUGUAUGAAUAAAACUUAUGAGUGAAAUUCUGUGUGUGUAUGUGUGUGUGUGUGUGUGUGUGUUAAGCCCUAUAUUCUGGCCAGAUCUUGACAAAAAAUCUGCAUGUUUUAUUGUCUUAUUAUCAAUAAAACCAUUGUUACAAAUAUA
Molecule: messenger RNA, 1738 nt
Organism: Tachysurus vachellii
Lineage: Eukaryota; Metazoa; Chordata; Actinopteri; Siluriformes; Bagridae
Gene: crabp2b
Product: cellular retinoic acid binding protein 2, b
Exons: 4
Coding region: 118-552 (144 amino acids)
Biological process (GO): fatty acid transport
Cellular component (GO): nucleus; cytosol
Molecular function (GO): fatty acid binding
Source: RefSeq, a predicted model, not a curated record